Photinus pyralis (common eastern firefly) is the source of this 2852-nucleotide messenger RNA. RefSeq names its product neuronal acetylcholine receptor subunit alpha-7-like (gene nAChRa5). Gene Ontology annotation, molecular function: transmembrane signaling receptor activity; acetylcholine-gated monoatomic cation-selective channel activity. NCBI's taxonomy places the organism in Eukaryota, Metazoa, Arthropoda, Insecta, Coleoptera, Lampyridae. The record is from RefSeq and is a predicted model, not a curated record. Bases 84 to 1547 code for a protein of 487 amino acids. Gene Ontology annotation, biological process: monoatomic ion transmembrane transport; chemical synaptic transmission; nervous system process. The transcript has 9 exons. Gene Ontology annotation, cellular component: neuron projection; postsynaptic membrane; synapse.
AAGAGUAAUUACCCAAAACUCAGUGUCUCUCAGACUUAUUUAAGGAAUCUCGAUCAGAUCAUUUUUUAUUAAUUUUAAAUGUUAUGGCACUCGUAAUAGAAAUGAAGACUUUCCUCUUUGUAUGUUUCGCGCUGAAGAUUUUAUUACAAGAUAAAUGUUUCGGUGAUGAACAUGAAGCCCGAUUAAUGCGCCAAUUGAUGUCAAAUUAUGAUCCGGCCGUUCGACCGGUGAAAAAUUCAUCUUUACCUUUAUCUGUGAUAUUUGGAAUUUCUUUGCAUCACAUCAUUGACGUGGAUGAAAAGAAUCAAAUUUUGACAACAAACUGUUGGAUAACGCAAAUUUGGAUCGAUCAUCAUUUAAAAUGGAACGCUUCUGACUUUUCAGGAAUAAAAGUGAUACGAAUACCAUACAAUCGGGUAUGGAGGCCUGAUUUAAUACUUUACAAUAAUGCCGAUCCACAGUUUCAAGCAUCCGUAAUAAAUACCAAUGUAAUAGUAUCAAAUUCUGGAGAGGUGGUAUGGCUAAGCCAUGGGAUCUACCGCUCGUCUUGUGAUAUUAACGUAGAAUACUUUCCAUUCGAUUUGCAAAAUUGUCAUAUGAAAUGGGCUUCGUGGACAUACGAUGGAUACCAGAUAGAACUAAUGAAGCAAAGUGAAGAAGGAGACGUAAGUAAUUAUCAAGCGAAUGGGGAAUUUGAUUUGUUGAGCUUUUCUGCAAUAAAACACGUGGAAUAUUAUUCGUGCUGUCCUGAACCAUAUCCAGACAUCACCUACACGAUCAAGCUAAAAAGGCGUCCACUUUUUUACGUAUUCAACCUCAUCCUUCCGUGCAUCUUAAUUAACGGAAUAGCACUGCUGGUCUUUUACGUUCCUUCCGAAUCGGGAGAGAAAGUGACCCUUGGAAUAAGUGCAUUACUAUCGAUGACCGUUUUUCUUAUGACAAUAAGAGAAACUCUGCCGCCUACGGAGAAAACACCUUUGAUAAGUUUAUAUUACGGGGUGAGCAUCUGUCUAGUCUCCUUCGCUUCCGGCUUAUCGGUGGUGACUUUGAAUAUAUACCACAGAGGAGUCAGAGGUGCAGCAGUCCCAAAAAUUAUUCGAAAAGUUGUUUUGGAGCGAUUAUCGCACAUUGUAUUUAUGAGAUUAGAAACCAACAAUGCCCGCCAUAGAAAUUCCCAAAUGCAGGAAGUUAAUCCACAAACCGGAAAUCGACUAGACUGCCAGUGGUCAUGGACCGACAAGGGCUCACAAAAGGAUGAUUGCUGCUUUCAACAGAGAUCCCCAAGAUUUUUAACAAGAGAUAGAGUGGAUCAUAUAGAUUACUUCGAAAACCAAAUCAUACGAAUUUUACAUAAGGUCCAUGCGAGUAUUGAUCGUAACGAGCAAAGACUUGCCGAACAAGAUAGAAGAGAACUAACAGAGAUGGAAUGGAAACAAGCAUCACUUGUACUAGAUAGAUUACUACUAGCCGUGUUUUUUCUUAUUACUAUUAUAACUACAACUACGAUUUUGUGCGGAGGUCCACCGCGCGAUGAUCUCACCCAAUGAGUUGAAUGAUUAAGGAAUGAGUGUUUUAGUGAUCUGAAAAAAUACGUAGUAAGGAUAGUGUUUUAGACAAUACACGUGUAACCGGUACCGGGGUGCGUCGGGGUACCUUAAUGUUGGGUAGAACCAGAGUAGAACGUACAAAGUUUUAUCUGAAACCGGCUACCUACUUCAGGCUAUUCAGAUAUCUCAAAAAUAUGAAAAAGAUUUCUGAAGCGAUAUUCUUAAAGUACCUAAGCCAAUUUUUAUCUCACAAAAAAAAUAGAAUCUCGAUAAAUAUAAAUAAAGUGAAGUAAUUACUUAUGUAUGUUAUAUACAGGGUGAGUUUUUUAUGAAUAGGUAGUAGUCGAUUUCGGAAAGUACAAGGUGAUGCAAAUUCGGUUAAAUGGGGAAGAUUUGCAGUUUUAUAUACGUUACGCCAGGGCCGUAUUACCCAUUAGGCACACUAGGCAGGUGCCUAGGACCCGGGAAGGAUGGGGGCCCGGAAAAAUUAAGGACACGUAACGUAACGUGUGAGAUUUUAAAGUACACAACACAACAAUUUUACACUAUACAGGGUCAUUCUUGACGAGCGUCAGUUAGAAAGAUAUGGGAAACCUUUGAAAAUUAAGCUGAACUGAUAAGUCCUUUAAAGGUUUUGGCACAUGAUGAAUUGAACUAAAAUAUUUUCAAAAUGGCGCCACUUCAAUAUUUAGAAGGAGCUACGAACGGUUUAACGUAUAUGCGAAAAAGUACACAACUGUGCUGGAACACGAGUUAUUAUAAUUUAUGAAAAGGGGCCCGAAAAUUUCAUUGUGCCUAGGGCCCGGACAAACCUUAAUUCGGCCCUGCGUUACGCCAUUUGUUUUUCCAACAUAUUCAUGGUUUGCUAGAUAUUAUUACUUUUUUCAAAAUAUCUAGCAGUAAGGCACAUGAACUGCAAAUCUUUCCCAAUUUAGCCUAUUUCGUGUAUUUUAUACAUUCCGAAAUCCCCCAUAUACUAUUCAUGAAAAAUUCUAGAUUUAGUACGAAUUUAGCGUAAAGUUCCUGGUCUACGUCUUACCAUUGAAUAAAAACAAUUUUAAUCAAUGGUGCAACUAAUACAAGGUGAGGCACAAUAACGAGGAAUUUUGUAAAGGGCUGUAAAACCAGAACAAACAACAAAACAAUUCGCUCGUUAUUGUCCUCGUCCAGUUAGGUAAUAUUAAUAUUCGCAAACAAAAGGGUGAACUUUGUAUUUUUAGUAUGUUAUUAUUAGAUAUUAUCAUUAUUAUUAGAAAUGGACCAACUAUAAGCAAAAGUAUAAUGUAUGUGUUAGUAGAUUUUAGU